AUGGCAAACCGAGUCCACGUCCGAGCACAGUUUCCCGCGGAGCGACAGAACCCAGAGCUCCCAAGUUCUACCGAGCCUAAGAGCAGGGGGGGUUUGCUUGUUGCAGUGGGCAAAACAUUUCGCACAGGCGCCGGUGGUCCCGGUCCGCGUCUUCUCAGCCGUCGCCUAUUUAGUGCCGCGCGCUUCGCAGGCUCGGACACUCCCCCCUGCCUGCUCCUCCUCGCACACUCCUCUCUUCUCGGUUCUCGCUCCCCGUUCCGCUCUCAAGUUUCUCACCGCCAUCCCCAAGCCUCCCGUCGCGGCGCGGCCGUGCGCCCGCCAUGGCAUCGGCAGGGUUUAACGGGAGCGUCAUAGAUCCCACUGCUUCUCGCUGCAAACAGUUGGCGGCAUUCAGUUUCAUCAGGUCAUUGGUCACGACAAUUGUUGCGGUGAUAAGAAACCCAACUCACCCCCCACCUAGCCAGUUUGAGUGCCCAAACUGCAAAUACUGCAUUGAUAACAGUGAUGUUUUAUCAUUGUGGCCAGGACUCCCUGCAGGUGUUAAAUUUGAUCCAACUGAUCUCGAAUUGCUUGAACAUUUAGAAGGAAAGGUUGGCAGGGCACCGUCCCAUGACCUAAUAGAUGGUUUUAUUCCAACCAUAGAGGAGGCCGAAGGAAUCUGCUAUACACAUCCGGAAAAUCUCCCUGGUACCAAGAUGGAUGGGAGAAACAAUCAUUUCUUCCACAAAAUAUCAAAUGCGUACGAUGUUGGCCAGCGCAAGCGUCGCAAGAUUAGCAACAGUGACCACACUAUUUGUGAUGAGCAUUUCAGAUGGCACAAAACUGGAAAAUCCAAACAUAUCUUUGAUAAUAAUGGUGUCAUAAAAGGGUGGAAGAAAAUAUUGGUUCUUUCCAUGCGUUCUAGGAAAGGCCAAAAAACUAAUUGGACGAUGCAUCAGUAUCACCUUGGGGUAGAUCAAGAUGAAAACCACGGGGAGCUUGUUGUUUCCAAAGUCUUUUAUCAGUCAAAGAAAGCUGGGCAGCCUGUAAUGUGCCCUGUUAAUGAAGAGUCUGAUUCAUUUGCUGGGGAAAUCGAUCCUACAACCCCAAUGGCAUACCCUCCGCAGCCUCGUCCCCCAAACAGUGGCUCAUCUAGAACCGAGCAGAAUCAGGAGGAGUACGCAAUGCUGUCUGGCCCGGAUGAAUGCCCAUCACGCGGCGCAACCCCGGACGCCACGUACCCUAGGAUGCAGCCUCUGCCUCUUGACACGGACGCUCUCCAGGGGUUGCCCGAUCCCGGAACGCCUCCGAGUUUCUCCCUUAUGGCUUCUUGGUUCACCGGAAGCUCGUCGCAUGCCAUGGAGGACGCACCGCUAUCUGGCCUGGAUGAACGCCUGUCACGCGGCCCAACCUCGGACGCCGCCUACCCUGAGGCUGAGGGGCAGCCUCUGCCUCUUGACGUGGAGACGCUCCAGGGGAACCCCUACCUCGGAACGCCUCCGGAUAUCUCCCUUCCGGACAUGCAGUUGGGGUCGCAGGACAUCUUCUGGGUGGAUAGCGUAUUUACAAGGGAGGAGGGGUUUUGAAGCAGCGACAGCGUGUUUUUCUCGUGAUGUUGUUUGUUGUAUAUCUGUGUGCAUGAAUGAUGGAUCGCCGAGAAAUUUUGCGUAUGAUCCUGGAGCUUCCCGAUGAGUGUACCUCGGCUAUGUUUACUGUUUGUAGUAGUAGCAGAAUUUUUUUUCUCAAAUGUAGGAGGGUCGCUCCCAAUUGCAUAGCCAUGAAACUCAUAAACAACUAUUUGUCCUCAAUAGUGUUUGAAACUUAUUAGUACAAAAUAAACUUACAUCUGA
Messenger RNA from Aegilops tauschii subsp. strangulata, 1829 nucleotides. RefSeq lists its product as uncharacterized. Gene Ontology annotation, molecular function: transcription cis-regulatory region binding; DNA-binding transcription factor activity. NCBI's taxonomy places the organism in Eukaryota, Viridiplantae, Streptophyta, Magnoliopsida, Poales, Poaceae. Gene Ontology annotation, biological process: regulation of DNA-templated transcription. Gene Ontology annotation, cellular component: nucleus. The record is from RefSeq and is a predicted model, not a curated record.